Pieris rapae (cabbage white) is the source of this 2237-nucleotide messenger RNA. Its product is annotated as peptide transporter family 1. Gene Ontology annotation, cellular component: membrane. Lineage: Eukaryota; Metazoa; Arthropoda; Insecta; Lepidoptera; Pieridae. The record is from RefSeq and is a predicted model, not a curated record. The transcript has 13 exons. Bases 158 to 2197 code for a protein of 679 amino acids. Gene Ontology annotation, biological process: transmembrane transport; oligopeptide transport. Gene Ontology annotation, molecular function: dipeptide transmembrane transporter activity.
CAAGUCGUUUUGUCAUUCGUGAAUCGUAGUGCACGUUCGGCGGACAAAGUGUCUGAACGUUCGGCUGCGCGUACGCAGUCCUCUCUGUUUACUCGUCAAAAUAUAAUUGUAAAAGUAAAGUGUUAUUUUUUUAUGUCGCACGAGUAACGUUCAUACGAUGGAAGAAGGAAAAAAGAAACUGCCAUAUCCCAAAGCAGUGGGGUUCAUUGUCACAAAUGAAUUUUGCGAAAGAUUUUCUUACUAUGGAAUGCGUGCAAUCCUAUCGCUAUACCUACGAUACAAGUUGGGAUACACCGACAAUGGGGCUACUGUCGUGUACCAUACAUUCACAAUGUUCGCUUAUUUCUUCCCAUUAAUCGGAGCUAUGAUUGCUGACAGUUGGCUGGGACGAUUCAGAACAAUAUUCUAUCUGUCACUCGUUUAUGCGACGGGAAGCAUCCUUAUAUCACUAACAGCCAUGCCGCCUCUUGGCUUGCCACAAAUGGAAAUCACAAUUUUAGCACUUCUCCUAAUAGCAUUCGGUACGGGAGGAAUAAAACCUUGUGUGUCCGCCUUUGGAGGGGAUCAGUUUAAGCUACCUGAACAGGCGAGAUACUUGGGAUAUUUCUUCUCCCUGUUUUACUUUGCAAUCAACGCUGGAAGCCUGAUCUCAACAUUUCUAACACCGAUCUUAAGAGCUGAUGUACACUGCUUUGGUGAACAGGACUGUUACUCCCUUGCUUUUGGAGUGCCUGGUUUACUAAUGAUCGUAUCUAUUGGUUUCUUUGUUGCCGGAAAGAAGCUGUAUAUAAUCAAAAAGCCAGAAGGUAAUAUUUUGGGAAAAGUGUCUGCUUGUGUUGGUUAUGCUGUAGUAAAAUCAGUGAAAAGCAAAGAAAAGCGAGACCAUUGGUUAGACCAUGCUGAUGAUAAGUUUGAUAAUAAUCUCAUAGAAGACGUCAAAUCGUUAUUAAGAGUUCUAGUUCUCUUUAUUCCUUUACCAAUAUUUUGGGCCUUGUUCGACCAACAAGGUUCCAGAUGGACCUUCCAAGCUGACAGAAUGGAGCAAAAUAUCGCUGGAUGGACCUUGAAAGCCGAUCAAAUGCAAGUGCUGAAUCCUUUGUUAAUUUUGGUGUUCAUACCACUAUUUGAAGUUGCUAUUUAUCCUUUCUUGACGUGGUGCAAGCUGGUAAGGAAGCCAUUGCAUAAAAUGAUAUGGGGUGGCAUAUUGGCGGCUUUAGCGUUUUUGAUAUCUGGAAUAGUUGAACUCAAUCUAUUGCCGACAUACGGAACACCCGUAGCUCCGGGGCUGGCACAAUUACGAGUAUAUAACGGUUAUAAUUGUAACUUUACUUUGGCCUUACAAAGCGACGCAAAUAAUACAGAAAACUUCAUAGUCGGGCCGCUGGGAGUAUUCGAGAAGCUAGACAUUGAGGCAAAAGAGGCUAUUGAAUUACCUUAUUCACUCACUGGACAAGAAAACACUGCUUGCGCUAAUGUAUUAUAUAAUGGCAACUUUCUACUUAAGGAGAACACAGCCAACUCUUUCUUUAUUAACGAUAAAACAGUUGAAGGUUUUACUGAUAACAACGAUAAGGCUAUCGAUGGAGUUGUUGUUAGGUUACUGUGCAAUUUAAAUGAAGUUGUUUCAAUCAGAAUAUAUAGCAAGAAAUUGGAGAGAACCGUUUUAGAUUUCCUAAGUAAUGACAUGACACAAAAGUCGUUGGUAAACGGAAAAUAUGACAUUUUAGUAAACAAUACAAUAGUUUUAAAGGACAUAGCCUUUCAAACUGGCGCUGUCUAUACCAUUAAUGUCAAUGAAGAUACAACCAAUUAUAAUGCCAACGCGGUAAUAAUAACACCUCCGAAUAGUAUCCACAUCCUAUGGCUAGUUCCACAGUACGUGGUGAUGACUAUGGGUGAGGUGAUGUUCUCUGUCACGGGUCUUGAGUUCUCCUUCACACAGGCUCCAGCUAGUAUGAAAUCUGUGCUGCAGUCCAUAUGGCUACUCACUGUUGCAUUUGGAAACUUAAUCGUUGUAUUGAUCGUUGAAGGAAACUUUUUAGAUGCUCAGUGGAAGGAAUUCUUCUUGUUCGCGGGUCUCAUGUUGGUGGAUAUGAUAAUUUUCACCGCAAUGGCCUUUAGAUACCAAUACGCUGAAAUUAAAUCAAGUACUGAACAACUACCAUUAGAAGAAAUAAGACUGCCAAAAAAGGAAUAAUUGUAGUUUUAGAAUAUCGAAUAAAGUAAUUUAAAAUUUA